Molecule: messenger RNA, 1008 nt
Organism: Metarhizium brunneum ARSEF 3297
Lineage: Eukaryota; Fungi; Ascomycota; Sordariomycetes; Hypocreales; Clavicipitaceae
Source: RefSeq, a predicted model, not a curated record
AUGCAGUUUGCACCUGGUCACGCCACAGUCCGUCUUAAGUUUGGUCGAUUUUACAUAGUAAAUUUUGCUGCCGAACAAGUUGAUGUUACCAGUGACUUCAGUGGCCCAUUCAGUGGCCCAUUUCGGAGAAUGGCUAACCUUCUUGACGAUUUGGAAGAUGCAACACCAUCUGGACACCUUCGGUUCUCUACAGUCCUAUCCACAAUUGGACCAGAUGCUGACGCAAUAGCCGGGACAUCAACACCAAUACCGAUGUGGACAAAGCCAGUCAUCGGGAUUAUGCUCCGAGUUACGUGCAACUUCAAAGGGGAGACAUUCUUUGUAGAAAUCAAUGCGGACACAUUCGAUUACAAGUGUCAGGGGCCAGUCAUUGAGCUGGGCUCCGUCCUAGUCCACUGCCCUCAACACCCAUGGGACAUUAAAGUGUGCGGAGAUAGUUCCAAGAACUUGGACAUGUCUGUACUUCAUCGAGUUUUUGGCCAGAUUAUUGUGAACUCUCUCCACAUUAUUCCAGUUCCGAAUGGGAUCACGGCCCUUGAGCUUACAGCCAAUGAGAAACUGGGUCUUGUAAUCGAAGGAGUCGCGAUAUGUCAUGUGGCAAAAUAUUCAAGCACCAAUACGAUGGAUAGCAAUCUUUCUGUUGUAAUGACACAGAAGCUGUCGCCGGGCGACGCACGGGACAAUCGUCGACAAUGGAGUGUUUUUAAGCGCCAGGGCGACUGCAACCCCAAAAUGUGGUUCGAAGCAUACCUAACCUCAUCAAGAAUGGAGAAAAUCAUGCAAGAAAAUUCCGGCUUGUCUAUUGGUGGUAAAUCAUCGUGGAGUUCUGAAGAUCUUUCAUCCCAAGGUCUGUUCUUUAGCCUAUAUGGCCCGGCUCUGAAGAUGAUUGGAAGCCUAGAUAAGAUCGGGCAUUACAAUGACAACGGACAGUCAAAUGACGGUGGGUUGACUUUUGGUAACUCCCUCGCAGAGGAGGAAGCGCGAAAAGGUCCAGUACGGUUUUGGUGA